Suillus bovinus is the source of this 891-nucleotide messenger RNA. Its product is annotated as A eukaryotic polyphosphate polymerase in complex with pyrophosphate. Lineage: Eukaryota; Fungi; Basidiomycota; Agaricomycetes; Boletales; Suillaceae. The record is from RefSeq and is a predicted model, not a curated record. The transcript is spliced from 7 exons. The coding region runs from base 1 to 891 and encodes 296 amino acids. Gene Ontology annotation, cellular component: vacuolar transporter chaperone complex; fungal-type vacuole membrane.
AUGCCAACCCUAUUGUUGGAUGUUGUGAUUCUCACAAUGUCUAUUUUGCGACAUCUACCCAUUCUUGUGUUCAAUGCCCAGAAGGAAUUCGAACAGAAGGAUGCUGCCAUUACUUCAAUAUACUUCGAUAAUGAAGAUCUUGAACUUUACCUUGGUCGACUAGAGAAGACAGAGGGUGCCAAAGCUAUUCAUCUCUGGUGGUAUGGCGACACAGACGUGAAAACCAUCAGUAUUUUCGUAGAGUGCAAGACACACGGAGAAGACUGGACAGGUGAAAAGUCUGUCAAGGUGCGUUUCCCGAUCAAAGAACAUCUUGUGAACACUUUUCUACGCAGAGAAUACACCAUGGACGCGGAGCUUCAGGCUCUAGUUGACAAAGGCAAGAAGACACAAGCUGAAGUCAAUUCUAUGAUUCAGCUUGCAAGCGAGGUCCAGUAUUGUAUUCUUACAAAGCAGCUUCAGCCGGUCAUGAGGAUGUUUUACAACCGAACUGCAUUCCAGCUCCCCGGGGAUCCCCGUGUAUGGAUAUCGCUUGAUACGGAACUUACUAUGGUUUGUGAAGACAACUGGGACAGACAAGCGCAUGCUGGCGAUAACUGGUGGCGAACCGACAUUGGCAUCGACCAUCCUUUUGACCAGUUGCCAACGGCGGAUAAGGAGCUUUUCAAGUAUGGCAUUUUGGAAGUCAAGCUUCAGACUCAGUUUGGACAAGAGCCUCUGAAAUGGGUUACUGAUCUCGUCCAGUCCUACCUUGUCGAAGCUGUUCCCAAGUUCAGCAAAUUUAUCCAUGGCUGCGCUACCCUACUGCCUAAUCGCGUAGAUCUCGUGCUGUUCUGGCUGCCCCAAAGUAAGCUGAAGAGUCUGCUUCUAUUGUGUCACUUUCUUACCUGA